AUGGAAAAUAUUGAAGAUCAAGAUAAAAAAUCUUUUCAUGAGCUUAGAGCUCAAAUAGACCCAGAAGUAUAUGAAAAAUGGGACUGUGAACAAAUUUAUGUCAGAGGUUUGAUUACUGAAGAAGAUACUUUUGAGUGGAAAUUAGAUCCAAAGUCUGAAAAAGCUCUUAAAUAUAUUGGUGGAGUUGACAUCUCUUUUUCUUAGAAGCAUUAAGAUAUUGCUGUUGCAAUCCUUGUAGUUAUAGAAUAUCCAAGCUUAAAAAAAGUUCAUGAAGAAUUUGAGAUAGUCAAAUUAGAUGGGCCAUACAUUCCAGGUUUUCUUGCAUUCAGAGAAGCAGCACAUCUUGUCAAAUUAUUUAAAAAGCUUUAAAUUAAUAAACCUCAAUUUACGCCAUAAGUAAUUAUGGUAGAUGGAAAUGGAAUUCUCCAUUAAAAUGCUUGCGGUCUUGCAAGUCACUUGGGUGUACUUAUUGAUAAGCCAACUAUUGGAGUUGGCAAGACAAUUUUUUUUGUCGAUGGAUUAAGAAAAGAUAUUGUCUUAGAUAAAUUUAAGAAAGUUACUGAUGAAGGAGGAUUUGCUAUCCUUCAAGGUGAUAGUGGAAGAAUUUGGGGAGCCGCUUACAAAAGCAAAAAAGAUGUAGUAGAUCCAAUUAUUGUCUCUGUAGGACAUAAGAUUUCUCUUUAGAGUGCUUUAGACUUGAUUUCAAAAUGCUGCAACUUUAGAAUUCCUGAACCAGUUAGAGUAGCUGAUAUAAGGUCUAGAGAAUUGGUCAAAAAAAUUACCUUACAAGAAGCCCUUACUGCCCCAACAAAUUCACUUGAAUUUUUGACUGAUAAAUUUGAUGCUGAAAAAAAGAAAAAAGUCAUGGAAAAAAAGAAUCUCGUUUUUAAACCAAAAGAAGAAGAUUUCCCAUCUUUAUUCUGA
This is a messenger RNA of Tetrahymena thermophila SB210, 924 nucleotides long. RefSeq names its product endonuclease V family protein. The transcript is spliced from 7 exons. Gene Ontology annotation, cellular component: cytoplasm; nucleolus. Gene Ontology annotation, biological process: DNA repair. The record is from RefSeq and is a predicted model, not a curated record. Gene Ontology annotation, molecular function: RNA endonuclease activity producing 5'-phosphomonoesters, hydrolytic mechanism; single-stranded RNA binding. Lineage: Eukaryota; Ciliophora; Oligohymenophorea; Hymenostomatida; Tetrahymenidae.